CGCAAUCGAACUUGAUUCCCGCGAUGAUGUCAACGCUUCAAAAGGUCCCGCUAGUCGACGUCGCGCCCGGUCAGCGACUCUCCCCUUUCCCCCUGCCACCAUGACCAGUACGCUGCCCCCCAUUGUACAAGCUGUCUCAGGGGCUAUAGGCUCGGCCUCUGCAAAUGCCCUCGUUUACCCCCUCGAUCUCAUCACCUCACGGAUACAACUCGAGAAGAGCCCUCGCAGGCAGAACCCCAUUCAUAUUCUGCGCGAUAUAGUCGACCACCACGGUCUGUCUGCACUGUAUACCGGUCUGUCGCCGGACACUAUCGCGACCUUGCUUUCGAACUUUUUUUACUACUACUUCUACUCUUUCUUCCGCUCUCUGGUCUUACGCAAGCAAGGGUCGUCGGGCAAAAAGGUCAAGCCCGCACUUUCAAUCGUCCAGGAGCUUGCCCUCGGCCUCAUCGCCGGCGCCGCCUCUCGCGCGAUAUCGACGCCACUCAACAUCGUCACCCUGCGUAUGCAGAACGCGAGGGACGAGGACCAGUCCGACACGUCGUCUGACGAGUCGAGUGACGUCUCGUCUGACGCCGAGGAUAACGGUAGCGCGUCAUCUCUCUCUGGCGUCGUGAAGGAUAUCUACGAGAGGGAGGGCUUGGUAGGGUUCUGGAGAGGCUUCAAGACCACGCUGCUCCUUUGCCUGAACCCAUCCUUAACACUCGCCGUCUACCAGCUAUGCAUGCGUGUCAUUUUGCUACCUCAGACUCGCCGUCUUCGCUCUGCAGGCAAGACGGCGAUUAUCAAUCCCUCACCCGGACAAGCAUUUAUUGGGGGCGCCGUCGCUAGCUCGAUAGCCUCAACCAUCCUCUACCCCCUCAUACUCGCCAAGAUCCGCGUUCAGGCCUCCUCCACAUUAUCCGACAACUUCCUCGACGUUCUCCGCGAGGCGUACAGUGGCAAGUUCAACGAGCGGCGGCAUCAUGGGUACGGGGCGCCCCUAGCGUCGGACGACACGCCGAGCUUCAGCGAUGUGGUGAAGGAGAAGGUGCCGGUGGAGGAGGUCUAUGAGGCGCAGGAGAAGGCCGUCCAUGAGGGGAAGGGCAGGGCUCUACAUGCAAGGAAAGCAAGGCCUACUGGGCUGGCGGCGGUGUACCAGGGUCUCGAGAUGCAGAUUUUGAAGGGCUUCUUCGGGCAGGGGGUGACGUUCUUGGUCAAGCGGCGGAUUGAGCAGUUGGUAGUGGAUGCUUAUGUGAGGCGGUAUUUGAGACGAUGAGAGGAAUGUUAUGUCCGGGGGAGCUUGAGUGCUCUCGAGGGUCUGUAUAUCUAGCUGUCUUCUGCGAAUGGAAUUUAGUGACACGCAAAUUUUCU
This is a messenger RNA of Schizophyllum commune H4-8, 1353 nucleotides long. Its product is annotated as mitochondrial carrier. The transcript has 5 exons. The record is from RefSeq and is a predicted model, not a curated record. Lineage: Eukaryota; Fungi; Basidiomycota; Agaricomycetes; Agaricales; Schizophyllaceae. Bases 101 to 1258 code for a protein of 385 amino acids.